Molecule: messenger RNA, 2376 nt
Organism: Spinacia oleracea (spinach)
Lineage: Eukaryota; Viridiplantae; Streptophyta; Magnoliopsida; Caryophyllales; Amaranthaceae
Exons: 6
Molecular function (GO): protein binding
Source: RefSeq, a predicted model, not a curated record
GACGAACCUGCUGCAGCACCAGAGAUCAACCACAAGAAACUCAAUUUAGAACCUGAAACGAGUUCCGUCAACAACAAAGAAGAAACGGAUGGUUUCGAAACGGCUAGCGAAGGCGAUCAUUCUGAUAGAGGUACCGACUUUGGCGACGACGAACAACAACAACAAGAAAAAUUUGCGCCAUUGACGGCUGUUAAGGAUGAUUCUUAUGAAGAUGCUCUUGAUGAUGAUCAAUUGAAACAGGGAAAGUAUGAUGAGACAGUCAAGGAAUGUUCAAAAGCUAUAGAACUAAAUCCAGCAUAUGUCAAAGCUCUUCUCAGGAGAGGAGAGGCUUAUGAAAAGCUUGAACGAUAUGAAGAGGCCAUCUCUGAUAUGAAAAAAAUAUUGGAAGUGGAAGCUUCAAAUGAGCAGGCUAGGAGGAACAUUGUUCGAAUGGAGCCAUUAGCCCGAGAAAAGGCGGAAAAGAUGAAGGAAGAAAUGAUUGGUAACCUUUUUCUUCUUCACACUUCCGCUGAUCCUCUCCUGUAUCUUCACUCUCCUUUGUGAUUAGUUUCUCACUGUGUAGUCUUGCGCGUUGUUGACGGAUCUCAUAGUUGAACAAGCUUUCAGAGAUUGAUUCUCCCAUGGCGGAGCUUUCCAUUUCCGUCUUUCAUCAUGGUCUCAUGGUGGUCAGGUUUAUCCAUUUCCAGCAUGUUCUUUUAGUGCUAAAAUUUUGCCUGGAGCAUGUUUUUAUAGACAGAUUUCUCUAAACCAAAUAGAUUUAGGAUCUGAUAUAUGUUGCGAUAAGAAACUAAAUCCAAGCUAAUUGUUGAAUAAUGGCUUAGCAACUUGAAAAAGGAAGAGCAUGAAACUCCUUUAGCCUAUGAAUUUCCUGUUUUUGAAGCGAAUACUUCUGUCUGGCAUAUUUUCUGUUCAUUGGUGUGGCAGUAAUCUUUUUGUUCAUGUGAUUCAUUGGUGAUGUGACGUUUUCUGUAUUUUUCUGUUGUUACUCUUGAAAUUCGGAGGUGGUUUCUUUUUUGAAUUGGAAUAACUUGUAGUUCGUGGUGUGGUGAUGUGAUAUACUUCGUAAUAAUCUAGCUGGAUUUGGUACUUUUGCUGAUAUUCAAAGUUUAAGUGAGUUAGACAUGACACUCUUUUAUCACCGUCAACAUUUUCUAAAUUAAACCAACUUGAUUUGGUAUUGUUUUGUCUGAGUUUAAUAUCGACUCGUGUUCAUUUUUUACUAAAUGUUAAUGUUGAAUUUUAGUAAUAUGGAAGCUUUGUUUUGUAUUUGUUGUUGCUAAGUGCUAACUAAACUGUUAAUUGCAGGACAUUGGUGAUGGAGUUUAUAUUCUAAUAGAAAAAGUCGCUAGAAAGAGUACUGGACUGGCCCUUCCCUGACCCUAUCCUUUCUGUUUACCGAUAUUUUUCUCAAUUUGAAAGUGAAAGGAGUAUUUCUCGUUGCUGAUACUGAAAGUAGAUAAAAUACUAUGAGUUAUUUCUUUUGUGGUGCAGUGUGAUAAUAAUUCUUACUUAUCUGAUCAAGAAGCGCUGCAUGACUAUAUCUCAAGCUCUUGAAUACGUGAGAAGCAAAAGAUCGCAGGCAUCCCCUGAUUCUGGCUUAAUAAAGCAGCUCCGACAGUAUGAACAAUCACUAGGAGAUCAUCUCUUUUGCUUCGCUUAUCAGAUACAAAGACACAAGGAUCAACCAGUCAGGUUGGUUAUCUGACUAUACAGUAACAAAACUAAGUGCAAUUUUGAGACAAUAGCAUAACAUUCCUGCUCAUGGCAUCGUUGCCACCAAAUACAGGGUAUGUAUUUCAGGCUGUGAGAAAUGUAGGUGUAAAAGUCGUUGUCUCAAACUUCGAUACUCGAUUAAGACCUCUGUUGAGGGUUCUGAAUUGUGAACAUUGGUUUGAUGUUAUGAUCGUUUCAGCAAAACUAACUGGCUAUCAGUCGGAUUUUACUUGGAAAUGUCUGUACAUUAUUGAGUUUGAACUGGAUUUCUCUAACGGGUUGCUGCUGAGAAGCCAAAUCCAACAAUAUUUCUGAAGGCGUGUGAUCUUCUGGGUGUAAAGCCAGUGGAUGAUGUUCAUGUUGGUGAGAUCGUAGAAACGAUGUAUGGGGCGCAAGGGUUACAGGCUUCAUGUUAUUUAGCGUGUGACAAGGAUGAUAUGCGGCAACUCCAGAUUUGCAAAUAGAGAGAGUGCUAGAAUCUGCAAAUUUAGAUGUUUUAAUGCAAUAUGUGGCUUAUUUGCCUUUCUAUUUAAUUUAUUAUUUAUUUUAGCAGCCAAUAAUGGUCAAUAUGUCAAUAUUGAAACAAACGUUGUAAGUUAUGUAGCACGUUCUCAUACAUUGUAACAUACACCAUAUAUAAAUAUAUGAUUUCACUUUUUAAAA